AUGUUUGCAAUUACUGUAGGUUUAAAGCAAGUGAACUAUGACCAGCUGGAUAAAUUACUGAACAUCAAUGGUCUUCAAAAAACGAAGAAUGAAUAUACCACCGAUGAAGCUCAUCGAAAGUUCAUGAAACUUUAUCCCAAAAUCUUCAUUGAAAGAAAAUCGAUCUUACCUGGAAUUCCUACAAAAAGAACAAAAGGGGUACAUACCUGUGAAUUCGACAAUGUCAACGAAUUUGGUGAACAAUCUCACAACAUAAGCUUGUACUUGAAUAAAAUUAAAACUUCCCAGGUGGUGCAAUUUGGCUCUCCAGAAUACGCAGAGAAGAUGCUAAUCCUAAGUAGGAUACUCAAGAAAAUCCCUGUUCUGUGGUCUCCUGAAGAACACGAGACGGUGUACAAGACUUUGAAACUCAUUCCUGACCUCAAUGACCAACUUUCAGAUGAAGAGCUGAGAGAACUCAUGCAAUGUAUUGUGAGGGAAUACUGGGUGAAAGGAAGUACAGUGGAUGGAAGCCAGGGGUUCUAUGCAAUACUCCGAGGCUCUGCUAGACCACAGACAAAAUAUUACAAAAAACUCGUUGGAGGAAAUUUUGUUUCAUGUAGUCUGAUGCUUUGGCCCCGAACUGCACCUAGGCCAUCCGAUUCACCACCCCAAACACUGCUUGGUCCAGGAAGUUGUUUUGGGACUCUGAUUCCACUCCCGGAAAGGUUGCACCUUGAUACGCUAACAGUUGUUACUGAGGAGAACUGUGACAUUCUCAAGAUUGCAUCCUCAGAAUAUUUACGAUUAAGGGAGGAACUGGCAAAGCGUGAAAAACUUGCCAAAGAAGAAUUAAUCCGAGGAUCUCUAUUUUAUCAAAACUGGCCUUUGGUAUUUAUAUUUCAGCUGACUGCUCACCUAAAAUGGAAGAAGUUUCUGAAAGGGCAUGUGCUUAUGAAAGUUGGAGAAAUAAGCAAAUACGUAGGCUUCAUUAAAUCUGGAUAUUGCAAUGCAUUCCGAACAAUUCCAGCUCUUGUGAAGCUACCAUUGGGGAAAAUGAUUAAGCGGACGAGACAAAUCCUCAUUGGUAAACUACAUCCAAGACAGUCCUUUGGGGAAAUGAGCAUUCUUUUUCAUAUCCCAUCUACGUACACUCUGAAAGCAGCAACCCCUGUUGAACUUGGGCUUAUCGAAGCUUCUGAUAUCUCAGCUUUAGAUCCUGUUAUACAUAUGCUGCUCCUUCAGACUGUCAAACCAUCAUUUGAAAACAUCACAAAAGAUAGUCUGAAGCGUGAGUACAUAAAAAAGGAAAUGGAAGCAGAAUGGAAGAACACAAAGGACAUGGCUGUGAACGAGGUAAUAUUUCACUGUGGAAUCAGCCCUGGAGUUGGAAAAUGGAUCCAUGAGCACGUUCGUUUUGAGAAGGGUGAGAAAGAACAUGGAGAAAGUCAUCAUAUUGCUACUUAUAAAAAACUCAUGUAG
Molecule: messenger RNA, 1461 nt
Organism: Euleptes europaea (tarantolino)
Lineage: Eukaryota; Metazoa; Chordata; Lepidosauria; Squamata; Sphaerodactylidae
Gene: CNBD1
Product: cyclic nucleotide binding domain containing 1
Exons: 12
Coding region: 1-1461 (486 amino acids)
Source: RefSeq, a predicted model, not a curated record